Messenger RNA from Wyeomyia smithii (pitcher-plant mosquito), 2478 nucleotides. RefSeq lists its product as uncharacterized. The record is from RefSeq and is a predicted model, not a curated record. The transcript is spliced from 5 exons. Bases 822 to 1814 code for a protein of 330 amino acids. NCBI's taxonomy places the organism in Eukaryota, Metazoa, Arthropoda, Insecta, Diptera, Culicidae.
GUGCGCGCGCGCGCGUUUCUUUUGGGGAAGCUUCUGCUGGUGCCCUCCCCGAGCGUGGAGAACUGCCGUGGCUGCCGUCGUCGUCGCGGUCAAAGGCAAUCGAACGAGAGCGAAAGGAAUAGUAGCCGAGUGCCGUACAACGGAAAAACAACGGUCGCAAACAAAGCCGUGCGCGCGCUGCUCAAAUCUAUGGUUUUAUAAAAUUAAACAGUGAUGCUAAUAAUUACGUUAUUUCAAGAUUAGCCCUGCUGCGAUAGACACGCGGAUUCGUUUUUUGUUGUUGUUGCGAGUGUGCGCGAUUCUGCUGCUAGGAUAAUCGACUACUGGCUGGGUGGUGUCUCGAGGGCGGUGCGAUAAUUGCUGGUGAAAUUAAACGGUUUCUAAUGGCCAUGAUACAGUGAGCGUGCAUGUGAGUUUUUUUUCUAAACAGUGUUACAGUUGCGAAAACGAAGGCAGUAAAUAAAAGUUUAUGAAACAGUGUUAAAGAAGCAUAGCUGCUGCACGAUUUGCGAUUGGAGUAUUUGCAGAUGCACACGCUGCUGAUCUAGAUUCUACGCGAGCUGUGGAAGGUCCUUGGCCGGUUGCAGACAGGCUGCUGGUGUUACACCGCUAACGAUUGAGGUUACAAAGAGGCACGUUUCGUGGAUCAAUAGCUAUUACAGAGACGGUGCUGGAAGAGCCUUGGAGGUGAGUGGUAGAGCGGUGGAUGCGUUCCAGGGCGGCGUGACUGGUUUGAAAAGUGGAAGACAUCUUAAGCCAAAGACGAAAUUGGCGCCACCAUUUAGACGUUUCAUACCUAUGCCAUACAUCCGGUGAUCAAAAUGAAGCAUUUCCUGUACAUAAUUCUGAUCUCGAUUUUACUCAGCAAACAUUACGGUUUAACGCACGUUAUCAGGAAACGACAGCUAUUCCGUGAGCAGGUCCUUCCACAUGCCGGCGGUAAAAUUCCGGAUUCGGCCUUUCACACCGAUCGGCUCGCGUUGAACCAGCUCCAGCGUGAGGGCAUUGCCGUUCCGGAUGGGGUACUGCUGGAACAGAGGCGCCAUCAGGUUCACCCGCAUCCCGCUCGGUCUGCCCGACCGACAUUCCUGGUGGCACAGAGCUCGGACCGUCGGUAUACAUCCCCCACUGGGGCUUUCAGCCAUAACGACGUCGGUGCCGUAGAAAGCACCUAUUCCAUUCCUAUGCCAUGGGAGCAGAACCAGUACCAAAAACACACAGCUAACUACUACCACAGUCUUCCGAUGGCUGUGCCGGUAUUCAAGGAACUUCGGUUACCACACCAUUCAGUGUUCAACUUUGACUAUAGUCAUAGUAAAAGUAAGCUACAACAACCGUCGCUAGUGAAGCGACCAGUGCCAGUACAGCCGACGGUGUCCGUAGUGCCCGUCUAUGGCACUCCGGUGCCUUCCUUCCGUUUUCUGGAACCUCCAAAGCCCAGCUUAUCGCUAAUACCGCAGAACUUUGUCAGUUAUCACGCAGCAUUGGGUAACUUGUUGAGUUAUCAGCCAGCUUACGCGUACGGUAACGACUGGAAUCAGGGUUGGGGCCAACCGCCAGCCGCUUUUCAUCACGACCUUUUGUCCAACCCACUUAGCAGUUUCGAGGACUUUUACGGUGAUCCCGGCAGCAAACAGCGCUAUUACCGAAACGUGAACCAUCAGGAAGGCUCGUCCAGAGCGGCAAAGGAUAAGGUGCACCCCGCUCCGAACCGGCUCCCGCAGCAGAUUGCCCGAGGACGAAAGCCGCUGCUGCCAUUGUUGGCACCCACAGUGGCAACAUCGUCGUUAUCUGCCACGCGGACAACCACUUGAAGAUGCUCGUUAGUGCGAUUUUACCUUUCAUCAGUCGCCCUUCACUUUCUCGUCGCUAAAUCUGUAAAUCUUUACUCGUGUUGUCCUUUCCAUCAUCCGGUGCCGUCAGAGUUGUUUGAUUUAAUGCUCGUGCUCGAGAUGGUCAAAUCCUGAUGGAUAUCGGUCGGUGGAAUGUCGCGUGAAGAAAGGACACCGACCGCUCCCCGGAGUGGCCCAACUCUACGCACAACAUCCGACGAAAGAGACAGACCAGAAGUUUAAUCCCCUAGCAGCGUAAUCGCGACCGUUUUGCCAGUAAUCCUAUUUUGCUAUAAAAUUAUCCCUUUUUAUCGGGGAAAGUAUUUUGUUAAGGCUCGCAAGUUGCUCACAGUUUAUUUGUGUUUUACGGCUUAAGUGUCAAUGCUACCGUUUGAUGAGUUUUUGCUGAGCUUUAUUUUCUGUACUUCUAGUUAGGUUCGCGAAUUGAUGUGUACGAUUUCUUUGAAGGUGAGCUUGGGCGGCGAUGCACGCCAGCUGUUAGUGUUCGAGAUUUGAGGAGAACAUUACUUGCUGGGCCGUGACCUCACACUGUUCGGAUUAGGAUUAGGAUAUACCGUUUUUUAGAUGUUACAAUUCUGAUUUGAGCUUUCCGUUCAAGUCUGGUUCAAUAAAUGUUUUCUGUAAA